Molecule: messenger RNA, 1039 nt
Organism: Cajanus cajan (pigeon pea)
Lineage: Eukaryota; Viridiplantae; Streptophyta; Magnoliopsida; Fabales; Fabaceae
Product: CASP-like protein 2A2
Source: RefSeq, a predicted model, not a curated record
AUUCAAUGCAGUUUCAGUCACCACACCUGCCUCUCCACUCUUCUCUUUAAUGUUCCACAUGUGCCUACCCUAAACCUGGCCUCCAUCACUGCUUGGUAAUUGGUAUGUUGUAUAUAUAUGAAAGGUUAAUACUAUAUUAAAACACAAUCACUCAGCUCCAUACUACACUCAUCAAAACCUAGCAAGAAAUUAGAUUAGAGGUGACCACACAUAAACAAAUAUGGAGAAAGGAAGUGCAGUUGAAGGUGCAAGAUCUCCCAUGCAGAUGCAGAUGAAGAUGGAAGAUGAACUAGAAGGCAACAGCAGCACCCUACGCACUGCUGAGACCCUUCUGCGCUUGCUUCCUGUUGGCCUAUGCGUUUCUGCCCUUGUUCUCAUGCUCAAGAACUCUCAGCAAAAUCAAUAUGGCUCUGUUGAUUACACCGACCUUGGAGCUUUCAGGUACUUGGUGCAUGCCAAUGGCAUUUGUGCAGGUUACUCCCUAUUUUCAGCAGUCAUUGCUGCUAUGCCUCGUCCAUCCACCAUGCCUCGUGCUUGGACUUUCUUUUUGCUCGACCAGGUGUUAACGUACAUAAUUUUAGCUGCUGGAGCUGUGUCAACCGAGGUGCUGUACCUGGCUGAGAAUGGAGACUCUGCAACAACGUGGAGUGCAGCAUGCAAGUCUUUUGGUGGAUUCUGUCACAAGGGAACAGCAUCAAUAGGCAUCACAUUUGUGGCAGUGUUUUGCUAUGUCUUGCUUUCUCUCAUUUCCUCCUACAAGCUAUUCAGCAAGUAUGAUGCACCAGCAUGCAGACCCACAGCAGCCAUUGAGGUUGCUGCUUUCCCUGGCUAGCUACCUCAUCUCACCCUUAAUUACCCUUAUAUAUGUAAUGUCAAAUAAUUAACUUCAUGCAUGCUUCAUAGUUCAUAUAUAUGUUGGAUGUGUUUGUUACAUUUAAUAAUGUACUGUUGUGUUAUAAUUAGGACUUAGGACAGACAUGCAUAAUAUUAAUGAACAUUAAGUAUGAGUUUAUAAUAUAUAAAUAUAUAUAACCCUGAC